AUGACUGACAAGUUCAAUAACGACGUUAGAGCUGAAGUUGGGUGCUCUGAUAUGUACGGUGACGAUGGUGAGGUCACCAGAGGUGUGGCUCUCGACAUGGAUAUACUUACGUCUAUUGGGUUGAUACCGUCUACUACCGAUAAGCAGUUCCCCCUGACUACUACAGGGGUUCAUCAGCUAAGUAAGCAUGAGAGAGAGGCCCCUGAGGCCCCUGAGGAUCCUAUGUAUGUUUACCCCGCUACGACAAUCAAUAUCACCUCGAGUGACUCCUGUGAAGUUGCUAACGAUUUGAUCGAGUUCUUCGAAAAGAAAUUGGAUCUAUGCGACUUCGAAUUCCACAAGGAUCAUUUUUGCCUCUGCUCUGAAGUGUACGAUAAGAACGGUGACAAAGCCACUGUGAAGGUCCACUUUUUCCGUGUCGGUCGUGACCAUGUCAGAGUGUGCUUUCGUUGCCAUGGAGGCAGUAGACGGAUUUUUAACGAAGUGUAUCGACAAGCCACUAAGCAUUUCUCCUCCGAGAAGGAACUUGAAGACGAAGAAGAAUCUGCGGGAACUAUCCCAGAGGCCCCCGACAUGGAUGACAUCAGUGAGAAGGAGCUUUCACCGGUCGUUGAGAUGCUCGAUGAGUCGUCGCCGCGACUGAGGGCAGAAGGCGCCGGUGCCCUGGCCAGUGGUUGCGGUGAAGUCGCCUCAAGAGCAGUUCUACUCCAUAGGGAGGGGAUGCUGAGCUCCUUGGUUAACGAUCCAUGUGUGGCUGUUGUUAUUGGGGUCUGCCAGAUACUCUUAAACGCUGAUUUGACAGACGAAUUUUCUGUAACUAUGUUAUCUAAACAAGAAGUGGUUCCUGCUAUAUUGGAGGCCCUUGAGAAGUGCACUGACGUUCUCGGUAAAGAUAAAACUCGUGCCCGAGUGUUGUCGGCCGCUUUGAAAUAUUUGGUAUGCAACUCAGCUGACCUUGCUCUACAAUGCGAUGUGGCAAUAUUGGGUGAUGUUCUGAACACAGUCGGUGGUGAUACCAUCUGCUCUGCAAAUCUCGAUGAGGUUCUCAAAUACUGCUAGGGGCUUUGAAUUUGUAGCAGUUCCCAAGUAGUUGUGGGGUGGUGGAUUCGUGACCGUUUAUGCUCAUCAUCAUCAUCGCUGUUGUUUUCACUCAUAUUUUAUUGUAAAUCUGUCGGUAAGUGCCCUGCUAUCGUCGAGCUAUGGUGAGGGUCGCUGAGGUGCGAAGCUAUGGGAGUACCGCGUAAUUCUGCAGCUAACGCGUUUUGGGGGAU
Molecule: messenger RNA, 1271 nt
Organism: Perkinsus marinus ATCC 50983
Lineage: Eukaryota; Perkinsozoa; Perkinsida; Perkinsidae
Exons: 1
Coding region: 1-1059 (352 amino acids)
Source: RefSeq, a predicted model, not a curated record